Messenger RNA from Seminavis robusta, 336 nucleotides. The record is from the annotation of a GenBank genome assembly. Lineage: Eukaryota; Bacillariophyta; Bacillariophyceae; Naviculales; Naviculaceae.
AUGACAUCUUCUCUUUCAUUCGUCCUUCUUGUUGCCUUGUGCUUGUUCUCAGUUGGAUCCGCUUUGCAGGUUCCCAAGAUCCAACAGAACACAAGGGUAUCGUCGAUGCCUCGAUGUUUCCUUCACCCCGAUCAGGCAGCUGAAUUGGAGCAAUGUGCUCUCGAUCUCACCAAGGCAUUUGUGGAGGAACAACGAAAGAAGGGCUCUACCAUGGCCUUUGAAUACAACUCUCCCGUGGAUCCUGACACCAUGCAGAGAACACUUCCCAGUCCAGUGGCGUGGUGCCGUCGUCGCCUCUGGCCUUUUACCGUCAAGGGCAAGGGCCUCAGUCCUUGA